Nicotiana tabacum (common tobacco) is the source of this 877-nucleotide messenger RNA. The record is from RefSeq and is a predicted model, not a curated record. Lineage: Eukaryota; Viridiplantae; Streptophyta; Magnoliopsida; Solanales; Solanaceae.
AAUCUGAAAACACUCGCUCCACAUUCUCUGUACUCUGUUCUUCUGCCAUCUUCAAGAACAGACUAGUUUCAAGAAAAGGGCGAAAAAAAAAUGUCUCUCACAAUUCCCACAAAUCUGUCAAAGCCCAUUUCUACACUUAACUCUCAGUUUACAAAGAAACCAAGAUUUGCGACCAUUGUUUGCUCUUCUUCUUCAUCAUGUGAUGAGCAAUCAUCUUGUAAUUUAAAGGCAUUUUCUGCUGCACUUGCUUUGUCUUCAGUUCUGUUGUCAGUUCCAGUGCUACCAGCUUCUGCUGAUAUCUCUGGGCUCACCCCAUGCAAGGAGUCUAAGCAAUUUGCUAAGCGUGAGAAACAACAGAUCAAGAAGCUUGAGAGUUCAUUGAAGUUGUAUGCACCUGACAGUGCUCCUGCCCUUGCUAUCCAAGCCACCGUUGAGAAAACCAAACGCAGGUUUGACAACUAUGGGAAGCAAGGAUUGUUGUGUGGAUCAGAUGGAUUGCCACAUUUGAUAGUGAGUGGAGACCAAAGGCACUGGGGAGAGUUCAUAACACCAGGGAUACUCUUCUUGUACAUUGCUGGUUGGAUUGGGUGGGUUGGAAGGAGUUACUUGAUUGCUGUAAGAGAUGACAAGAAGCCAACUAUGAAAGAAAUCAUCAUUGAUGUUCCUUUGGCUAAUAAGCUCAUCUGGAGAGGCUUCAGUUGGCCUGUUGCUGCUUACAGAGAGUACUUGAAUGGAGAACUCAUUGACCCCAACUUCUAAAUUUAUUUCCUUCUUGUUUUUAUUGUAUAACAAAUGAAGUAUAUCUUCUUUUUGCUUGCGCUAUUGUAAUGGCAACUUGUGCAAAGACUAUAUAUGGGAAUAUUAGAUUUUGCUAUAA